GCGGAGGGAGAGAAGAUGGCGGAUGGCGACAGCGGCAGCGAGCGAGGGGGCAGCGGGAGCGGCAGUGGCGGGGGCGGCGGGGGUGGUGGCGGCUUCCAGCCUCUGUCCCGCGGGGGCGGCGAGCAGGAGACCCAGGAGCUGGCCUCGAAGCGGCUGGACAUUCAGAACAAGCGCUUCUACUUGGACGUGAAGCAGAAUGCCAAGGGCCGCUUCCUAAAGAUAGCUGAGGUGGGAGCGGGCGGCUCCAAGAGCCGCCUCACGCUUUCCAUGGCCGUGGCCGCCGAGUUUCGAGACUACCUGGGCGACUUCAUCGAGCACUACGCGCAACUGGGGCCCAGCAGCCCCGAGCAGAUCGCGGCGGCUGCGGCGGCUGCAGGCGCCGAGGACGGCGGCGGGCCCCGGCGGGCGCUCAAGAGCGAAUUCCUCGUGCGAGAGAACCGCAAAUACUACCUGGAUCUCAAGGAGAACCAGCGCGGCCGCUUCUUGCGCAUCCGCCAGACCAUCAACCGCGGGCCCGGCGCGGGCGGCGGCUUCGGCGGCGGAGGCGGGCCGGGACCCGGGGGAGGCCUCCCCAGCGGCCAGACUAUCGCGCUGCCCGCGCAGGGCCUCAUCGAGUUCCGAGAUGCGCUCGCCAAGCUCAUUGACGAUUACGGCGGCGACGACGACGAGCUGGGCGGCGGCCCAGGCUACGGUGAGCUGCCCGAGGGCACGUCCAUCACGGUGGACUCCAAGCGCUUCUUCUUCGAUGUGGGCUGCAACAAGUACGGCGUUUUCCUGCGGGUGAGCGAAGUGAAGCCGUCCUACCGCAACGCCAUCACCGUGCCCUUCAAGGCCUGGGGCAAGUUUGGGGGCGCCUUCUGCCGCUACGCCGACGAGAUGAAGGAGAUCCAGGAGAGGCAGCGCGACAAGCUGUACGAGCGCCGGGGCGGCGCCGGGGACGAGUCCGAGGGCGAGGAUGUGGAUGACGACUGAAGCUGGGGCAGCCUCCCCCACUCCAGCGCCCCCAUCCCGCUCCGAACCGUAAGCCCCCUCCCCGAAAUCCCCCCUCCCCGCCGGAAUGCUCCCCUUCCCACUUACCCCUCGUAGCGGGGCCUGGGAAGGGGGAGGCCCCUAGAGAAACAAACCAACAAGAAAAUAACAAGCAAUGCUAAUUAAAUAACCACCAGGAAAAUCGCGGACAACUAGAAGAGAGCGGAAAGUUCAAAGGAGAUGACACUGGCCUGAGAGGUGAGGAGAAAGCGCCUCUUCUACUGAGAGUAUAGCCUCAAAACACCCUCUCCCCCCUCCCCACCUUUGCCCACCAGAACAAUCUGAUCCUCAUCCAAAACUACAUCCUCACUCGCCUUUGACCUGGAGAUAGAAACAAAUUUGAAUUGCCCAGAGCACCUACCCAAAGCUAUUUGAUUUGUGCUGUUCCUGGACUGCUUUAAUCGGUUCUACAAAUCUUCCCAUUGGCCCCUCUGAUUCAGUGUUGAAUUCCUUCACCUUCUUUGAAACCAGCAUCUUGGUGUCUAAAUCUUUGCUAAAGUCCAUGAAGAUAAGGGGGAGAGGCUGUUGUUGCAAGUUACCCAUUUCUGAAGGUGCAGGUCCAUAAAGGGAAAUACAAAUUUAAAAGUACAUAUUAAUCAUGGACUCACUGGGCAGAAAUGAAAAUUCAAAAGUUUUUGGGGAAUAUGGAAACAAAUUUGGAUUUUAAAAUAAGAUUUUGGAGGGAACCUGGACCAAUGUCUAUUGUCUUUUUCUUUGCAGAAUUUCCUCCCUACCCCCAUGCAAACUGAUGGAGAUAUCAGUGUUUGAACUGGAAUCCAUUACUAAAAUAGUUUUAAAGUUGGCAAGGUUUCUGAAGAUUUUAAUGGACAUUUUUGUAUGGGGGGGAGGGUUGCAUAAGAAGAAAUCAGGCAUAAAGCACAAGGAAAACUGUUUGAGUGGAUUGGUUGCUACUCACUAAAGUUCUUCCCCUUCUCUCCUAAUAUGGAGGUUAUUAUAAAGAAAUGGCUUAGGUAUGAAGAAAUGAGAGCCAGCUUUCUUAUGGCUCCAAAAAGCAUAAGCCUGUGAAUAGUAGAUAAUUCAGCAAUUCCAUCCAAUGGCUGACUGGAUUUUAAACCAUAACUUGCAUAUCAUCAGCAAAAGGAAACAUGUGGCUACAAGCCUGAGCUUUGAAAGAAUGACUGACAUCCAUACAAAAGUUGGAAAUUAACAAAACUGAAGUCUCUGUUUACCUUCAGUUUAGUUAGUAUAUGGACUUGUUCAAAUAUUAACAUCCUCAGGUCCAGAAUUUCCAGCAUCAGUUAUUCUUUUACAAGAAUUUUUAAAGAAGAACUUGAUCCAUUUUUAUCAGUACCUCACAAUCAAAGUUGGCACAUGAUGGAUGAUUCAGAGCAGCGGGUCUUAUGGAAGCUGAAAUCCAUCACUAAAAGGAGCUAAAGUGAAAAUGAAUAAGCUGACUAUACCCUGGAAGCUUUUUUUAUACCAUCUUGAAAUUUCAACAUAAACUGGCUUCUGCCAGUUCAUCUUAGCUGUCUUUCAAGAAUAAAAGUUGGGGUUUUCAAGGAUCACCUCUUCUAUAUUUUAAAUGGAUUCUCUCUAUAAAUGGUUUUUAACUAAUCAAGUCAAUCCUAUCCCCCUUCAAAAAAAAGGUAUUUCUAGAAAUGUUAAUGUAUCCUAGGUAACUUUGAACUGAAUGGGAUUUAAACUGUUCAUUCCAAAGUUUUCAGGUAUUACUUGUGCAAACACCUUCUCGUGCAGGAGGCAGGUAACUCCACCUCCACAAUCUUCUUAGUAUUUUUUAACUGCAUGCCUGCCCUUUAUUUGAGCUGCCUUUUUAAUUUAUUGCAUACCCUUUUUAUUACCUUAUUUUGGUAUUACUCAAUCUAUACUAUCUUUUUGUUUUGUAUUUAUUGGAAAAUAAGGAAUAUACAAAGGUCAUUCUUAUGCAUUUGUGGCUGAAGGAGAAGAUAUUUUACACAAAAUUUUGGCUGUUUAUAGAAAUUAAGAUUAUCCAGAAUAUUGAUAAUCACAGGUUAAAAGUACAAGAGCCACAAACAUGUACUUAAGCCCCUUUAAAACAUUCUCUUCUCUCAUCCACAAAACUUUUUAAACAGAUUUUUUAAAAAACAGCUUUUGUUUUUUAAUUUUUCUCCGUUGCAAAGAAUGUUUCCUAAAUUGUAUGGGAGCAAUAGUAUUUUUUGAUGUUUUAAUUACAUCUGUAUUCUUGUACUGUAUUUUGUACUACAAGGCAGCUGUUUUCAAUAAUGUCCUGCUGUAUUUACCUUUGUAUUUUGUUUGAGUGUGUUCAGUUCUUUGCUGCGGAGAACAAGUCCCAAAAUAAUGUUUGAAUAGAAAAGCUUUAGGGUUGCAGAAAACUGCUUUAAGUAAUUUCAAAAUUUUGAGGCAGCAAUGAAAAUUAAGGUUGCAGCCAUUAGUCUAUAUUGCUGUAACUUUUUCAUUUUCAAACCAUAUACAAUUCCUGUAUAGACCAACUUGUUUUGUUGCUUCAGUGGUGAUCGUGUUGCUCAGCUGCUGUGAGCCAAUUCGAUUUUGCAAAGGUGCAGUACCUCUCCUUUUCAAGGGGUUGGGUUGUUUUGUUUUUUUUUUUUUUGUUUUUGUUUUGUUUUUGGUUUUGGUUUUUUUUUUUUUUUGGCUGAAUUGCAGUAACUAGCCUUGCCUUUCUACUCUGUAGAAUUGACAGGGUCUUCACAAUCCUUUACCCGUGGCUAUUAAGCUAUAAUUAGCUGCAUAGGAAGUAUGUGGAAGUGGACAGAGGCAUAUAUAGAGUGUAUGCCAAGAACACUACCAUAUACGGCAUCAGCUUUGGUAACCAGAGAAAUUUUCUCUUAGUCAUUAGACCAUAUAACAGUGAUGUAUCGUGCAAAAAAUCUUUAGUAAUCAAUUUGAGAAUCCUCCAAAAAUAGGAGCAAAGAAUGCAUAAGCUAUGUGUUGAAAGAAGUAAUUUAUAUUAAAAUUCUGACCUGCCUGGAUAAGACUAAUUAAAUGUCACCAUGGUGGGUUUUUAAGUCUUAACCAAUCUUGAGGAUUUGAUUUUCCCCAAAGGGGUGGUUCAUGGCCUUUCUUCCUACUGCAGGAAGAUUUGGAUCCAUUCUGGCAACAGAAGGGUAUGGGUUAAUUGUCCACUGAUCGUCAUUCCUGUCCCUAGGGACAAUAGAAAUCUACAGAAUACAGGGACUACAUUUCUUGAAAUUUUUUGCUGUUAGAUAUGACUAUUAACAACAAGGUGCUCAAAAGAUCAUAAAUAUUAUCUUAUUGAAGUCUUGUGAUCUUUGUUAAAUUUGGAAAGAAAGAAGCAUUGUACAAACUAAAGUGUGAGAAACAAACCUUUUUUUUUUUAAACUUCAUUGAGCAUCUCAGUAUUCAUACCCAGAAAUGUCUAGUCAUAUUCGGCAAGUUCUAAAGCUACUUUUCAAAUGCAAUCAUAAAAGGUUUGUUCCUCAUGCUACUGUUUUGUCAGCUUGUUUUCUUUGUGGAGUUCCACAACUUAAAGUUAGAAACAAAAUAUUAGCAAAACAUCACAAAUCUGUAAAUAUGUACUGAUUUCUAUUGUCCUUAUUUCAUCAUUCAGCCAAUGGAAUGACAGUUCCAGUCUGCAAACAUGUCAAUGCAUCUGCUAUACAAAAAAAAAAGUCUGUAUGGCACCAAAAAAAAAAAAAAAAAAAAAAAACCAAACCAAAAAACCAGACACCCUGUGUAAAUAUUUGAGGCAUGUAGGUGGCAUAAAUGACUGUAGCUAUACUAUACACAUAGCUACUUGUCAGUUCAAUUUUUAUAAUUAAUACAGAAUGAUUCUGAGGGUCUGUGGAUUCAAGCAGUCUUUAAAACCUCCUGCUUUGUUUGUUACCUUUGGAUCACUUUGCAGCAAAUUACAGGUCAAGCGAUUCGGGCUUCAGUUUCCUCCCCCAAAAAACCAAACUACAAACAUUUAUCCUGUUUCUUAUUUGAAAAUGUGCAGGGUAAUGGGCAAAAAAGGCUGGUUACAAUAAUGCCCUCAUAUUGAGUGGUCUGUAAAUGACUGCACACUUCAGGCAUUGUAAUAGCUGAAGAUGACUUGUUAAAUGUGACUUUUCCCCAAUGUUACAAAGAUGUAGAAUGAUCUACACAAGGUAUUAAAAAGUGACUAUUAAUUUCCACCUAUCUUGCUCUUCAGAGAGUGUCAGUUAAUGAAUGUGGGGGGAAGCUUGAGUGUAUGUGUAUGGCUCAUGCACAUAAGUAUUCUUAACUAAGUUUUGUUUUUAUUUUUAACCAGAUUAUGGUACUUUAUCAAAUGCACAACUAGUCUCUCAGUAGAUAUUCAUUUGAAAAUAGUGUGGCCUUGAUCAGUGAGAAGGGGGAAAGACUUGUUUUUUGCCUAUGUAAAAAUGACUCGUUUGCUGAGAGUCAUAAUUCUCUUAAUAUUUUUGUGGUAGGUCUCCUUUUGAUCAGGAAAAAAAAUAAAAUGUGUUCAUUUAGGUAUUACAUUCAAUUGUCUGUUGUGUUUAGGAACUGAACUAUCAGAAUUGUUCUAAUGAAUAUCAAAGUGACUGCUUUGAUGUCCAAUCUCAGGUUUUAAAACAUAGUGGUGUAAAAACCCACUGGUUACUGGCAAAACAAUUUUAUUUUGGAAUACCUUAAAGCUCACAUAUAUCUGGCUUAUUCAGACAGCAGAGCCUUCAGCUUGUUGCUCUUUUCCCACUUUCUACUGGAGUCUGAUACUUCUGUGGCUUGAAAGUAUCAAGAAAUUUUUACAUUGUAUAUUUCCAUUUUAACCCUUGUAUAUUUUCUCAAAGGCAAAGCACUUUUGGUCACGUAAACAGAUUAUUUAUUUUAUGUGGACCGUGGCUUCUCAGGCUUCCCUAAUUCUGCUUAUUUAAGAUGAUUGUUCUGAUUGUUUAAGUGAAAAUCUUUGCUAAUGUUUAGAAAGUUUGUAUUGGUCCUGAAAGCAUCUGCUAGCUUCCAGUGAAUGCAGCAAUAGGAAUGCUGUGUUCACAACUUAAUAAGUUACUUUCCCUUGAGCCUUAAGGUAACUCUUUCUUUGCUGUCAAUAGCAGCAUUAAAGUUGUUGCUCUGUACAAAAUGAGACUAUCAGUUCAGGGUUGAUUUUUAGAAUACUGUAAGUCAAGUAGCUGUCUUCCUGAUAAGUUAAUGCUUCCAUCAAAUAGUUGUGGAGUUUGGUUUUUAAAGAGGGGGAGGAGGGGAAGCACACAACUUUAAAGCCUGACUAAAGGGGAAAAAUUAAUUAUAAAUCACAUGUUUUGAGUUUGGGUUUUUUAUAGAAAUUUAUAACUGCUUUAUAUUUUGACUAGGAAGAAACAAAAGAUGUAAAAUCCUAGCACCUAAAAGUUGGACUCCUGAAUGUUUUUGGUAUCAUCUAAAAACUUGUGUUUUAGAGUGUGGUAUUCUUUUGGUAGUUAAUUAACACCCACCUUCCUUAAUCUUUGGUACCAGACUCAAUUUUGUUAAGAGAUUUAAACGACUCGGCUUCCACAAAAUGAAGUCUUAUUCCCAAAAUUAAAAAUUAAGGUUAUAAUAUGAAGAAUUUUACACUUUAAACAUAAUUCCCAGAUACUGUCAGUGCCCCUUGUCUAAAGCCUAUGCUAACUUUUAUUAUAACUUUCACAAAGAAAUGGUAGGGAACAAUGAGACUUAUAUUUAUAUCAUCUUUGCUCACAAGCUAUAUAAUUUCAAGCCAAAGUAGUUUCUUAGUAUUUGUCUAAAAUUAUGUUGCUUUUUUAAAAUCCCUUAAUUCAACCAACUCAAUUAUUUAGGGCUUGAUAUUCCUAUAGACAAAACUCUGCUAACCCUCUUCUAGCCUUUUGGUUAUUUGACUAUUUCAUUAGUGCCUCCACCAGAGGGUGGAUGGAGGAAGGGAAACAUUUUAUCCUAUUAGUGAUUCUAAUAGGACUAGUGAAAAGUAUGGGGAAGCUUUUAGGUAAAACAAGGUUUUUAUAUAAUUAAAGUCUUAUUUUUCCUGUUUUUCCUGACAUAUUUUGACAUUUUGCCUUUUUAAGUAGAAUCUUACCCAAAUAGUAACAUUUAGUAGUAUAAGGUGGAAGAAGUAGAAAGAUGUUCAAUAUCCUUUUUAAAAAGAGUUCUAAAAUUUUUUUCCAGGCUCUGCCACUGUCAUCUUUUGCUAAACAGGGUAAUUCUUCCAAAAAUAAAAAAUUUAAGUUUCUCACAGCAUUACCAUAAGAAUUUCUAAGGGGGAAAAAAAAGUAGGGAAUAAUGUUUCUUCCCUUAAAUUAGCACAGCUUAAGCAGAAUCUAUCACCCGAAAGAGGUAUUUUGGGGGAAAUUUGUAUGAACACAUUUGUGUCUAGGAUAUGGAGGGGGGCUAAUUUUUAGUUUAUCACUCCUUUGUGAUAAAAGUUCCCUUUGAAAAAGAAUAUUGUUCCCUGACCCUGGAAUCUGUUCUAUCCUUGAAAAACUAAAUAGAAUUCUUAAGUCAAAAGCAGGGUGUAAAUCUUGUCACUUGCCCUGAAUGUUAUGUUAACAAUAGAAUGUGAGUUAUUUUGCAAUGGGAUGGUCAGCAUUAAUAGUAACAUUUAAUGUUAAACUUCUUAUUCUUACUGUCCUUUCUAGGCUGUAUGUAGAAAUGAUCUUUUCAUCGCUAUUUAAAAUCUAUUUCUUCUAAUUCCCAGAUAGCAUACUUUCCCAAUCUAGUGAAACUGCCAGCCACAUCUGCUAGUGGCUAAUAUAUUAAAUGCCUCCUCCCCUAGAAUACCUUCUUAACUCCAAACCUAGGGUUGUUGCUCGCCAACACAGAAUCUGUACAAGUAAUUUGAAUGAACUAAAUCCAAAUUUAAAGUUCAUUGGAGCAGGAGACAGCUUCUUGAUCAGGAUGUAUUUGUGUGUUUAAAAUGGGCAGCAACUAAAAUAUGAUUUUGAAAUUUAAAUGUCUUCAAUCCAUAUGUAAAUAUCCACAUGCUUGUGCAUUGUAAACAGGUGUGUAUUCAUAUGUAUGAAAUUACAGAACUGGUUUCUGCUUCAUGAGAAACACAAUACCUUUAAUUUUAUAAGAUUUUUCCCACAACCUUAUAAAUGUAUGUAUAUAGAACACUAAACUUGUAGUGAUAGGAUCAAUUCGGGAAUAUCUGCUGAGAGACCAAAAAGUUCAUUUUUUAAGUACCUUGGUUAAAGAAUAAAGAUUAUUCCUCGUUUAUAUAUAUAUAUAUAUAUAUAAAUAUAUAUAUAUAUUAAAAAGAAAUGCACUUUAACAAGCAAACACAGCUGCAUGGCGCAAUUCAAACAAAUACAUUUAAGUGCAGCACCCAUUCAAAAUCUCCCUGAAAACAAUUCAGAAGCAGAGUCAAGAGCUGGCUGUAGGCCUUGUAGCCUAAGAGAGUGAAGCUUAGACUCUUAUCCUUUGUGAGGCAAGCAGGGCUGCUUUUAAAGAGCAAUGUGAAUACAGCCAGGAGCUACAGACAGGUCUGUAAAAGGGCAGGUCCUGGAUUUACCACUAGCUAACUAGCAAAACCAACCAGAAAAAAAAAGUUUAAAAAUUCAUGCUAGUGAGCACUCCUUUACAAUAGCAGAUUUUUGCAAAUGGAGUUUUACAAGUCUAUAUUUAAAAAAUUGUAUGUUUGUAACAAAUAAAGUAUGCGGAAAAGUGAA
This is a messenger RNA of Sarcophilus harrisii (Tasmanian devil), 8600 nucleotides long. RefSeq names its product purine rich element binding protein B (gene PURB). NCBI's taxonomy places the organism in Eukaryota, Metazoa, Chordata, Mammalia, Dasyuromorphia, Dasyuridae. Gene Ontology annotation, cellular component: nucleus. Gene Ontology annotation, molecular function: purine-rich negative regulatory element binding; RNA polymerase II transcription regulatory region sequence-specific DNA binding; DNA-binding transcription factor activity, RNA polymerase II-specific. Gene Ontology annotation, biological process: regulation of transcription by RNA polymerase II. The transcript has a single exon. Bases 16 to 972 code for a protein of 318 amino acids. The record is from RefSeq and is a predicted model, not a curated record.